This is a messenger RNA of Doryrhamphus excisus (bluestripe pipefish), 777 nucleotides long. The record is from RefSeq and is a predicted model, not a curated record. NCBI's taxonomy places the organism in Eukaryota, Metazoa, Chordata, Actinopteri, Syngnathiformes, Syngnathidae.
UAAUUCACACAAGUAUGUUGUCUUACCUGCUCUAUGGUGAAACUGAACAGGAGCUCCUUGAGCCAGCCAGCAUGCCGACAGAAAAAUGGCAUUGCCCAGCAACAAAACACAUCCAGGACGGGUCUUCAUCCUCCUGGCUUAGCUAACAAGAAGCUAGACAGUCGGAGUGUCGUCGUAAACAAGAAAUGGCAGACUUUCACUUCACUGUGACCGGUGCGUGCAUGUGGGUGUCUCCCCCAGGCAAGAAGAGAGAAAGAGAGAGAGCACCAUGGCAUUUGCAGGGAUGUUGAGAGACCAGGACAUCAAGGCUGCCGUCCAGGCAUGUCAAGCUCCGGGCACAUUCGACUACAAAACUUUCUUUGCACAAGUGGGACUGGCCGACUCAUCCCAAGCAAACUGGAGAAAUGUCUUCACAGUCCUGGACCAGGACAAGAGUGGAUUCAUUGAAGAGGAGGAGCUAAAACUCUUCCUUCAGAAUUUCUCUCCUGGCGCAAGGGAGCUGACUGUGGCUGAAACCAAGAGUCUGAUGGUUGCAGGAGAUAGAGAUGGUGAUGGCAAGAUUGGGAUAGAAGAGUUCUGUGAUCUGGUUAAAUAAAGAUGGCCGUGACUGUAUAUCCUGAUUUUAACUAACCGAAUGGAAUUCCUGACUUUCCAUAUUGUCUUGAUGCAAAGACUUCAGAUGAUCUCAACCUGCCUCCUUGCGCCCUGCUCCUUGUUCGUCUGACGUAAAAGAUGAAAAGUGGAUGUGUUAAAUGAGUAAUAAAUAUAUUUAUUAUA